ACGCUUGUUUAUGCAAUCUUCCAUCACUUCUGAGAAGAAAAAGCAAAAAAAGAAAGGAAGAGGGGCAAAAUAAGAGAGUUUCGUUCCAUUUCAUUUUGGAGUUUCAUCAAAAGAAAAAGGAACUCUUUUGCAAUCUUGCCUCCUAGCUUGUUUUGAACUCAAUCUUGGCUUAUAUCAGCAAGAUAGAAUUGAAUUUCAUCAUCAAUUUGAAGAAGUAGCUAGAGCUUAUAGCUAGUUGUGGAAAUUUGGAAAUUAUGGGAAGGCCACCUUGCUGUGACAAAGUUGGGGUGAAGAAAGGGCCAUGGACUCCAGAGGAAGACAUCAUCUUGGUCUCUUACAUUCAAGAACAUGGUCCAGGGAAUUGGAGAUCAGUUCCUACCAACACUGGUUUGCUGAGAUGCAGUAAGAGCUGCAGGCUUAGAUGGACAAAUUAUCUGAGGCCGGGUAUCAAACGCGGUAACUUCACCGAUCAUGAAGAGAAGAUGAUAAUCCACCUCCAAGCUCUUUUGGGCAAUAGAUGGGCUGCCAUAGCUUCCUACCUUCCUCAGAGAACUGACAAUGAUAUAAAAAAUUACUGGAACACCCACUUGAAAAAGAAGCUCAGAAAGCUCCAGACAGGGCUUGAUGGCCAUGACCACUGUAACAGCCAAGAUGGUUUUUCAGGUAAUUCACAUGAUCAGCCAAUCUCCAAGGGCCAGUGGGAGAGAAGGCUUCAGACUGAUAUCCACAUGGCCAAGCAGGCUCUUUGUGAGGCUCUGUCCCUUGACAAGCCACCUACUCAUGAUCUUCAUUUGCAAGACUUGAAGCCAUCCAUUAAUCUUGGUUACAACAAUAAUGGUCAACCUAACACAAACACUUGUUCUAGGCCUCACCAAGCUUCCACUUACGCAUCCAACACCGAAAACAUUGCGAAAUUGCUCGAAAGCUGGAUGAAAAAUUCACCAAAAGGACCUUCAUCAGCUCAAAAUCAUAAUCAAACAAACUCAGAAACCAAUCUUCAUCAGAUCAGUUCCUUCAAAAACAAGAAGAACACAGCUGCAGGUUGUUCCGCGAGUACUUCUAGUGAAGGGGCACAAAGUGCAACCACCACACCAGAACAGGCUUUUGAUUCCUUGUUCAGCUUCAACUCAUCCACAUCUGAUGUGUCUCAAUCUAUGUCAGUGGAUGAGAACAAUGCAAAUUUCACAGCAGAAACAAGCUGCCUGUUCCAAGAUGAGAGCAAGCCCAAUUUGGAGGGACAAGUCCCUCUCACAUUGCUGGAGAAGUGGCUCUUUGAUGAUGCUGCGCCUCAUGCUCAUGAAGACCUAAUUAACAUGUCAUUAGAGAACACAUCCGUCUUGUUUUGAAAGAAUAAAAAAACACGAUCAAGUGCUUCAAUUAGGGUUUCUUUUGUUUUCUCUGGAAAUUAGGCUUUGUGCUUUUAGCUAGCCUUGGUAGUAUUUCUUUUGCUUUUAGCUUUUUGCUUUUUCUUCUAGCCUAAGCAGAAAGAUAACACCCCCUUAAUGCAGGAACAGAAAAGUGUAAAGUCAAAGUAUAUCUAUAUUUACGUAUCUGCUUUUGUUCUGAAGAAUAAUGAAUUAAGAUGUUUUUUUUUUUAUGGUCGCAAUUUUCAUCCACCUAGAACAGGAAA
Prunus mume (Japanese apricot) is the source of this 1630-nucleotide messenger RNA. Its product is annotated as myb-related protein 306-like. Gene Ontology annotation, biological process: response to auxin. NCBI's taxonomy places the organism in Eukaryota, Viridiplantae, Streptophyta, Magnoliopsida, Rosales, Rosaceae. The record is from RefSeq and is a predicted model, not a curated record.